This is a messenger RNA of Prunus mume (Japanese apricot), 1618 nucleotides long. Its product is annotated as F-box/LRR-repeat protein 25-like. NCBI's taxonomy places the organism in Eukaryota, Viridiplantae, Streptophyta, Magnoliopsida, Rosales, Rosaceae. The record is from RefSeq and is a predicted model, not a curated record. Gene Ontology annotation, molecular function: protein binding.
UUGUUUGUUUGCUGCUUCUUUUCCUUUUCUGGGCAGACAUAUAUUUAGGGCUUUUGUUUUUGACUCAAUGUGUUCGACCGACGAAGCUUUGGCACAAUUGCACUAGGGCUUUGCGCGCUUCUGUACUCUGUGGCCUUCCAUAAGAAAAUCGAAGCUCUUGAAGCCCCAAAUCAUGAGGAGAAAGUGCAAGGAUCACAUCAGUAAAUUGCCAGAUGAUGUUCUUCAUACCAUUGUCUCAUUAUUGAGUAUGAGGGAUGCUGUACGCACGAGCGUAUUAUCACAUAGGUGGAAGAACAUGUAUGCGUACAUGUCAAAUCUCGAGUUCGAUUGGCAUGACAUAAUCUCCACACCAGCUGAUUCAACUCCUGGAAUGGUUUGCAACAGCGCAGUGUUCUAUUUUCUAGCUAGACUAGAAAGAUUCUUAGCAUGUCAUUUGGGCACGAAGGUGGUCUCUUUCAAGGUUUCAUGUUGCUUUGGAAAUAUGUACGCUCGUCGUAUCAAUGACUGGAUUAGUUUUGCCAUUAGAAAGGGCGUUGAAAAUCUUGAUCUUGCCUUUACUUGUGACAAACCCGCUGAGCGCAGCGAUUGGAGAAUCAUUGACUAUUAUCAUUUUCCUACUCAGCUCCUUUUGCAUGGUGAAGAAUCCAAAUUAAGGCAUCUUUCCUUGCGCUCAUGCACACUUCAGUCAGAUUUUUUUGAUCGAUUUAGCACCUUAUCAACUCUUGUGUUGUGUGAUGUAAAUCUCGCUGGACAUGUUGAGCCGCAUAUGUUUUCUUGUUGUUCAAAACUUGAGUGUUUAACAUUGCAAUGGUGUUUUGGAUUAGAAAGAUUGUGCAUUGGUGAUUCUCUUGAUCGUUUGAAGGUGCUGGUGGUGAGCCUCUGUGAAGGGUUAAAGGGGAUUGAACUCAGUGCCACCAAUCUUACCAGUUUCCAUUAUAAGGGUGAUGAUAUAGAACUCUCUUUCGAAAGGGUUCCCAAUCUGGGGGAACUAUAUGUUAUGAUGAAGGACACUGAUGUGGUUUCUACUUUUGCUCAGCUUGAGAAAGAACUUCCUCAUGUCAAGAGUAUGACAGUUGCCAAAAGUCGUGCGCAUCGGAAUCGCUGACAAUUCAACAAGGGCCAGCAUUUGCCGGUGUUUCACGUGAUGUCCAAAGGAUCAGCUCUGUCCUAGGAGCUUUUCUCCUGCUUCAGAAAUUCCAUUUGACCUCGAAUCUUCACCACAUCAAUUGUGGUUGUAGAUGUCUAAUAUAAACUUUUGCUGCUUCAGAUCGUAUGGCAUUGUCAUUUAUAGUUGCUGUCUAAAUUACUUGUCCAGAAUCCAGAAGUGCAGUUUCACUUGUCCACAGAAUUAGAGAUCGUUCUUUUUCUGCAAUUUAUCUAGGUCAGGGCAGCUGUAUGUUAACUCUUAGCUAGGGCGUACGCGAACUGUAGUUCUUAGCUGUUAUGUAAUGAUGGAUUUCUGGUUGACUGUUUGUACAAUUUUGCUUCAUUUUCCUUCCCUAAGAAAUUUGUGUUACUCAUCUGGGGAAGAAAAGAAGAAGUGGAUUGCUUGUACAUGUAUUGAGUAAAACACAACUUGUAACAAAUUGUUGAAAACGAGAAGUUACUGUUAUAACCA